Messenger RNA from Talaromyces proteolyticus, 2899 nucleotides. RefSeq names its product putative 3-isopropylmalate dehydratase. Bases 213 to 2528 code for a protein of 771 amino acids. Gene Ontology annotation, cellular component: 3-isopropylmalate dehydratase complex. The record is from RefSeq and is a predicted model, not a curated record. The transcript is spliced from 4 exons. NCBI's taxonomy places the organism in Eukaryota, Fungi, Ascomycota, Eurotiomycetes, Eurotiales, Trichocomaceae. Gene Ontology annotation, biological process: L-leucine biosynthetic process. Gene Ontology annotation, molecular function: 4 iron, 4 sulfur cluster binding; 3-isopropylmalate dehydratase activity.
UCCACAAAAGCCCCUCAGGAAUCGGUUAGAGAAGGCGUUUGGAAGCUGGUAUAUCAACGUUGCAUACCCAUGAAUCCUGCUUUUCAUUUUCCUCCAGAUAACUAUUCGCCUUGUACGGGCCUGUCUUUUUGUAUUACCCUUUUUUUUCCUUCUCGAAACGCGUAAAUCGGAUUGUGAAGUUGAUUGAAUCGAUUACGUCGUAUACAAUCAUCAUGCCUGGAGCCGACAAGAAGCCCAAGACUUUAUAUGACAAGGUCUUUCAAGACCACAUCGUCAACGAGCAAGACGAUGGCACUAUUCUGUUAUAUAUUGACCGACAUUUGGUCCAUGAAGUCACAUCACCGCAAGCAUUUGAAGGAUUGCAAAAUGCCGGCCGAAAAGUUCGCCGACCAGAUUGCACUCUAGCUACUGUUGAUCACAAUAUCCCUACAGCACCACGAAAAAAUUUCAAGAAUGUCGAAACCUUUGUCGAAGAGGCGGACUCUCGCGUCCAGUGUAUGACGCUUGAGGAUAACGUCAAGAAGUUCGGUUUGACAUACUUUGGUCUGGACGAUGACCGCCAGGGUAUCGUGCACGUUAUCGGACCUGAGCAAGGUUUUACCCUGCCAGGCACAACUGUUGUCUGUGGUGACAGCCAUACCUCUACACAUGGUGCAUUCGGUGCCCUCGCUUUCGGUAUCGGAACUAGUGAAGUCGAGCAUGUGCUUGCUACUCAGACUCUCUUGACAAAACGGAGUAAAAACAUGCGCGUGCAGGUUGAUGGAGAAUUACACCCAGGUGUCACUAGCAAAGACGUUGUUCUUCAUAUCAUUGGCGUCAUUGGUACUGCCGGUGGUACUGGAUGUGUCAUUGAAUUCUGCGGUUCAGUUAUCCGUAGCUUAAGUAUGGAGGCUCGUAUGUCAAUGUGCAACAUGUCAAUCGAAGGUGGUGCUCGUGCCGGCAUGGUGGCCCCUGAUGAGAUCACUUUCGAGUACCUAAAGGGCCGUCCUUUGGCACCCAAGUAUGACAGUGCUGAGUGGAAGAAGGCUGUGAGCUAUUGGACUAGCCUGCGCUCGGAUGAGGGUGCCAAGUACGAUAUCGAAGUCGUCCUUGAUGGCAAAGACAUUCUUCCUACGGUCUCUUGGGGCACUUCUCCUCAAGAUGUCCUCCCCAUCACUGGUGUUGUUCCAUCUCCAGACGACUUUGAAGAUGAGAACCGCAAGCUCAGCUGCAAACGCGCUCUUGAAUACAUGGGUCUCACCCCCGGUACCCCUCUCAAGGAUAUUGAACUGGACAAGGUUUUCAUUGGCUCUUGCACGAAUUCACGGAUGGAAGAUUUGCGUGCCGCUGCCAGAAUUGUGGAAGGACGCAAAGUCGCAUCAAAUAUCAAGCGCGCUAUGAUCGUCCCUGGCUCAGGCCUCAUCAAAAAGCAAGCAGAAGCUGAAGGUCUUGAUAAGAUUUUCACCAACGCUGGUUUCGAAUGGCGCGAAGCUGGUUGCUCCAUGUGCUUGGGUAUGAACCCUGAUAUUCUUUCCCCACGCGAGAGAUGCGCCAGCACUUCGAAUCGUAACUUUGAAGGUCGUCAGGGAGCCCUUGGUCGAACUCACUUGGUGUCACCGGCCAUGGCCGCUGCCGCCGCUAUCGUUGGAAAGCUUACUGACGUUCGCGACAUUGCUCAACCUUCUUCUUCCACAAGAAAGGCUGCACCUAUUUCUAUUCAACCAGAGAUAGAAGAAGUCGACACCGAGAGCGAUCUUGAACGCAUCCUCGACAUUCCCGAGGACAACGAACCCCACGCCAACAAUAAAACCAGCGGUUCUGCCGCAGGUCUGCCAAAAUUCACCACGCUCAAGGGCAUUGCUGCACCCAUGGAUCGUGCUAACGUCGAUACUGAUGCUAUUAUUCCCAAGCAGUUCUUGAAGACAAUUAAGCGCACUGGCCUUGGAAGUGCUCUUUUCUAUCAAUUCCGUUACAACCCAGACAACGGCAGCGAGAUCCCAGAUUUUGUUCUCAACAAAGAGCCUUAUCGCAGUUCCAAAAUCCUCGUCGUAACUGGCCCCAACUUUGGCUGUGGUAGCUCUCGUGAGCACGCACCCUGGGCAUUGCUCGACUUUGGCAUUAAAUGUGUUAUCGCACCCUCAUUCGCCGACAUUUUCUUCAACAAUACUUUCAAAAACGGCAUGUUGCCUAUUCCUCUUGACGAUGAAGUCGGUCUCCAAAAGAUCGCUGCUGAGGCCAAGGCUGGCAAGGAGGUCGAGGUUGAUCUCGUCAACCAAGUCAUUCGUGACUCUGCCGGCAAUGUACUCGCUCCCUUCGAAGUCGACUCCUUCCGCAAACAUUGCCUGGUCAACGGUCUCGAUGAUAUCGGCCUUACCCUCCAAAUGGAGGACAAGAUCCGUACCUUCGAAACAAAGCGAACCAUUGAGACUCCCUGGCUGGAUGGCAGCGGCUACUUGAAGCACCACAGACGUGGUGCUACCAAGGUCGAAGCCGCACCAGUUCCCAAAACAAAUCGUGGGGACGUUAAAACCGAGCCACUUGAGUGGUAAAUCCCACAAAAGUGUGGUUAAUAUAUAAUUCAGUUUUGAUUUGUUCUGCACUUAUAUCAAUCAUGCAAUUCACACCGUCAUUUAUGUUCGCAUUUUCGGGUACUUAUUAUGUCUUGGAUGAUGACAAAUCCUUAUUUUAUAUUGCUAUUAUACGUCGUGCAUUAUCUUCUUGCUCAAGUAUGAGCAAGGGAUGGGUGGAAUGAAGUCAGUCAAAUGGAGAGAUAAGCAAUUAUAUAGGUUAUGAUAAUGAUAACAUAGUCAACUGAUUUUGCUUAAUUGACUUUCCUAUUUGUAAAUUAUAGGCUCAGGCCAAUAUCACGAUAUUAGAAAGCAAUGAUACAAGCAGAGCUACAACUAUCUCCGCUACUGGG